GGGCGGUGGCCGCCGCGUGAGGAGCGCCCGCAAAGUGGGGGCGCCGCUCGCCCGGGCUGAGGGGGUGCCGCGCGGUGGGCCUUCUCUCUGCUUUAGGGGCCAGUCCCUGAAAGUGUGCUGUGCGCAGGCCUCCAACAUCACUUACGCCCUGCAGUUUAGGCAAUAAAGAGAACAUGAGCAUAGCCGAGAUUCGACAUUAUUGCCAUUUCCUGGGCACCUGAUUCUCCUUCAAAGUUCUCCAUCACAACUGUUCUCUUCGCGGCAUGGAUGGGGAGGAAGAUGACUUAUCUCUGCUCACUGCACUGCUGGAGGAGAAUGAGUCUGCCUUGGAUUGUAAUCCAGAAGAAAGUCACCCCUUGACCCAGGAGAAUCGUGAACCCGACGCCUAUGAUGAGCUCUUUGAUGCGGAUGACGAUGGUGAAUCUUACUCGGAGGAGGCCGCUGAUGGAGAACUGGGAGAGACUGCAGUGCAAAAGGAAAAUUUGGCCACUCUCUUUGGAGAUAUGGGGGACUUAACAGAUGAAGAAGAAAUUCCCACACGGCAGUCACCUGAAAAUAGAGUCCCCUCCGCUCCUGCUCCCAGUCAGGGGAAAACUAAUCAAGAGUUGCAAGAUGAACUAAGGAAGUUGCAAGAGCAGAUGAAAUGUUUGCAAAAACAACUAGAAAUAGCAACAAUUAAACAGCCUACAAGUCCACCCCUUCCACCUAAAUCUGUAGAUAAGUCAUCACGUCCACCUCUUAAAGAGAAGAAAGUUCAGAGAAUUCUGGAGUCAACGUGCUUUUCUACAGAGCUUGAUGUCCCUCCUCUCCCAAAAACCAAGCGAGUGGCUCGGACACCAAAGGUUUCACCUGCAGAGCCCAAAAGCUCCUCUUCAAGAAUGACAAGUACACCCCCUCAACCACUCCGAACUACUCCUGGAAACAAACCUAGUGGGAUGGCCAGAGGUCAAAAUGCAGGGACUCCUACGAGUUCUGGGGAACCGGCUCAGACAGUAGUCUCCGUGGAAGCCUUCUCAGGCCUGAGGCUCAGGCGGCCUCGAGUGUCCUCCACAGAGAUGAGCAAGAAAAUGAUUGGCCGAAAACUGAUCAGACUGUCUCAGCUCAAGGAAAAGAUGGCAAGUGAGAAGCUAGAAGAAAUAGACUGGGUGACUUUUGGGGUUAUAUUGAAGAAAAUCACUCCGCAGAGUUGUAAUAGUGGGAAAACAUUUAGUAUCUGGCGACUGAAUGAUCUCCGUGACCUGACACGGUAUGUGUCGUUGUUCUUAUUUGGAGAAGUUCACAAAGAACUCUGGAAGACUGAACAGGGUACUGUCAUAGGUCUGCUCAAUGCUAACCCCAUGAAGCCCAAGGAUGGUUCAGAUGAGGUGUGCUUGUCUGUUGAUCAUCCUCAGAAGAUCUUAAUCAUGGGUGAGGCUCUUGACCUAGGAACCUGUAAAGCAAAGAAGAAGAACGGACAGCCGUGUACACAGACUGUUAAUUUGAACGACUGUGAGUACUGUCAAUAUCACAUCCAGGCUCAAUACAAGAAGCUCAGUGCCAGGCGAGCUGACCUGCAGUCCACCUUCUCCGGAGGACGAAUUCCAAAGAAGUUUGCCCGCAAAGGCAGCAGUCUAAAAGAACGGCUAUGUCAGGAUGGUUUUUACUAUGGAGGGGUUUCUUCUGCAUCGUACGCGGCCUCAAUUGCGGCUGCUGUUGCUCCUAAAAAGAAGAUUCAAACCACUCUGACUAAUCUGGUGGUUAAGGGGACAGACUCGAUCAUUCAGGAAACCCAACAAAAACUUGGAAUACCCCAGAAGAGCUUGUCUUGCUCUGAGGAAUUCAAGGAACUGAUGGACUUGCCUACAUUUGGAGCCAGAAACUUAAAACAACAUUUAGCCAAAGCCAGGUUACCAGGGAUAACAGGAAGCCCGAAACCUGCUUUCCAGUCUGUCUCAGCAUCAGCCCUCUUAAAGCAGCAGAAGCAGCACAUGCUGGAGAUGAGGAAGAAGAGGUCAGAAGAAAUACAAAAACGAUUUCUCCAAAGCUCAAGUGGGAUCAAGAGCCCAGCUGUGACACCCUCUUCUCAACGGGUCCCUUCCCAGUCUCUGCAAACAGCGGCUGUGUUGCCCAGCCUGGAAGGAGCACCAGCCACACAGAUGCCCAAGCUGGGGCGAGGCAUCUCAGAAGGAGAUGAUGUUCUCUUUUUUGAUGAGUCACCACCACCAAGACCAAAACUGAGUGCUUUAGCAGAAGCCAAAAAGUUAGCUGCUAUAACCAAAUUAAGAGCAAAAGGCCAGAUUCUGACAAAAACAGACCCAAACAGCAUUAAAAGGAAGCAAAAGGACCCCCAGGAUGUCCUGGGAGUGAAGGACCGUGUAGAAAAGAACCACAACUUUUCUCCUGAAGCUGAAGAUGAGUUGGAGCCUGCCAGGAAAAAAAGGAGAGAACAACUUACCUACCUGGAAUCUGAAGAAUUUCAGAAAAUUCUAAAAGCAAAAUCAAAGCACACAGGAAUACUCAAAGAGGCUGAGGCUGAGCUGCAAGAACGCUAUUUUGAGCCAUUGGUGAAAAAAGAACAAAUGGAAGAAAAGAUGAGAAGCAUCAGAGAAGUGAAAUGUCGAGUAGUGACAUGCAAGACGUGCGCCUAUACCCACUUCAAGCCUUUGGAGACCUGCAUCAGUGAGCAGCACGACUACCACUGGCAUGACGGCAUAAAGAGGUUUUUCAAGUGUCCCUGUGGAAACAGAAGCAUCUCCCUCGAUAGGCUCCCCAAAAAGCACUGCAGUAACUGUGGCCUCUUCAAGUGGGAACGAGAUGGAAUGCUGAAGGAAAAAACAGGCCCAAAGAUAGGAGGAGAAACCCUAUUACCAAGAGGAGAAGAACAUGCCAAAUUUCUGAAUAGCCUUAAAUAGCCCUGACUUCAAACAGGUACCCACGACCUACAUUGUUUCUUACAGCUCUGGAAAAGCAAGGGUAUUGGCUCCAUAUUGCUCAUUUUCCUGAUUCACACAGUCCAAACAAGUACUUGUUAAACCUACAUGUUUUCCAUACUUAAAUUUGGUAUCAAAGCAACAAAACAGAAAAUAACAAUGAUCUUUAAGUGAUGAAUCAAAUUACUGUUUUCUCCCGUGUUCUUGCUACUGAUGGCUGCAUUUGUGCAGAUUUUUUGCUCAGAAACUGAAAGGUAAAUUGAGAGCUGUGUUGCUGUAUGUCUUGGGUUAUAUAAUGUGUAGCGUUGCUUCUUGAUCAGAGUAAAGUUCUCGUAUUUAUAUGGGCACACAAAAGUAAAAGAAUUAAUUUAGCUCACCCUGGAUAGAUUGUGUAACUUCUAGGCUUCUGUUUUCUUACCUAGAAAAUGAGGAGGCUUGGAGUAAAUGAUGUUGAAGUGUACUUUUCAGCACUCAAAUUCUGCAAAUAAUACAACUUUUCCCAUAUGGAUAAUUAUAUUCAUCAACCUUGAUAUAAUCUUGAUAUAUUGACAUCAAAGCCAGGUUCCUUCUCUCAAUUCCAUUCUUACCUUACUUUUGCUUUUCAAAUAUAAUAAUUCACUGCCUCAUGUGGCAUUUAAUUCAUAUUUAUAUGGUUUGUGCCUUUACAAUAUUGUGGAGCUCUUUAAUAGAAACACCUAAACUCUCAUCAUUUUAAAGUACACAGCUUUGUUUAAAUGUGGCUUAAAGAAACUUCAAAACCUCUAACCAAAAUGAAUGCAGAGUUUAAGAAGGUGUGAACAAUGAUUGAAAAACAAAAACAGGGCACCUGGGUGGCUCAGUGAUUGAGUGUCUUCUGCCUUUGGCUCAGGUCAUGAUCCCGGGGUCCUGGAAUCAAGUCCUGCAUCAGUCUCCCUGCAGGGAGCCUGCUUCUCCCUCUGCCUAUGUCUCUGCUUCUCUAUGUCACUUAUGAAUAAUAAAUAAAAUCUUGAAAAAAAGAAAAACAGAAACAUCUCUGAAAGACAGGGAGUUUGAGAUUUGCAGAUAUAUUUUAUCAUACACAUCAAGAAUUAUAAGGUCAAACCUUGUUCAAAGUAGCACCCAAAAAAAAUGCUGUUUAGGAGAUUCCUACACCUGGGCAACCUGCUUUUCCAAGUGAAUGCUGAUACCAUCCAAAGAUCGAGUAAAUUGGUAAGAUUAUUAUAUUGGGAUUUUAAAUUCUAUCUAGAAAUAGAUCAGGUUUCCCCCAUGAUGGUAUUAUGGUAGGGCAUAAUGCUUACAGGAGCUCAUUGUGGGAAAUGUUUGUAGAUUUUCAAGAGCCAGAAAACAUUAUACAUGCCUUAGAUUUCAUCAAAUUCUGCUCAAUAGGAGUAGAAGGUGCUGUGUCUGACCCUUUGCAUUCCUCCUAGGGUUAUAUUGUAAAAGGUAUAUUUUUAGGAGUAUUUCACUUCCCAGGAGCUGUUUGUUUUAAUUUUUAACUAAUGAAGAAAAGAAUAAAGUGUUUGAUUCUUUUUUUUU
Nyctereutes procyonoides (raccoon dog) is the source of this 4424-nucleotide messenger RNA. It is a transcript of the gene MCM10, whose product is annotated as minichromosome maintenance 10 replication initiation factor. Gene Ontology annotation, cellular component: nucleus; replication fork protection complex. The coding region runs from base 264 to 2891 and encodes 875 amino acids. NCBI's taxonomy places the organism in Eukaryota, Metazoa, Chordata, Mammalia, Carnivora, Canidae. Gene Ontology annotation, biological process: DNA replication; DNA replication initiation. The transcript is spliced from 21 exons. Gene Ontology annotation, molecular function: DNA replication origin binding; single-stranded DNA binding. The record is from RefSeq and is a predicted model, not a curated record.